UUGACUGAGCGUGAUCCGCACAUGUUCUGCAGUUCGCGUAUGAGCUGCAGACGUUUCUUCUGCAGGAGAAAAUACUCCAGUCUGAGAAUGAACGGCGCUUCGUAAAGUGUCUGACCACGUGGAGUGAUCCCAGGAUUGCAGACGUUUUUUGGCGAGUUUCAUUUGGACGGAAUGUAAUCGCAUCUCGACCUCUUUGCAGCCAUUUUAAUCAUGCGGCUCAGCAGCUCUGCCCGCCAGCACAAGUUUGUUUUUGACUGGUGCCGAAAACUGUCAUCUACGGGGCCCCCAGCAGAGACUUCCCCCCUGAGCCCAGAGCACCGGAACCGGUACCCUUUGGUCAAAAGGCGCCAUGGAGGCCCAAAUUCCUCCAUUGCUCCACAUCGCCCUGCAGCAGCUGAAAGGACCGCGGACCGUAAGAGGUCAUUCAAGGAUAAAUCCUCAAAGAAGGAUCUCCCACCACCACUGAAUCAUGGGAGGGGGGGAGUCUUCAAGGUGUCGUCUGAGCUCAGGAGGUUGAGUCUGGAAGAUUUCCCUGCAGACAAAGAGAGACAGCUGAGAACAAAGCAAGAAGAUACAGCUGAAGUUGUCUUUGGCAUUGCUCCCUGCCUCCUGGCUCUCACUCAGGGGAGAAGGAAGGUCUACCAAUUGUUGGUUAAAGAUGGCGAGGCCUCCCUGAGGGCCUCCGUCUUAUCCGUAUGUGAGGAAGCACGUCGGCGAGAGGUACCAGUCAGUCGGGUCAACAAGAAGAAUCUGGACAAGAUGUCCUCUGGAGGAGUACAUCAGGGAGUAUGUCUGCAAGCCAGUCCCCUGAACUUUCUCACCCUUGAUUCUGAAUCCGACACAAGUGGGCCUGGCAUCCCUCUGUGGCUGGUCCUGGAAAGAAUCCAGGACCCGAUGAACCUGGGAGCCAUCCUGCGCUCUGCUUAUUUUCUCGGCGUGGACAGGGUGAUCAGCACUCUUCGCCAUAGCUGCCCGUUGUCUCCCGUGGUCAGCAAGGCCAGCUCGGGCGUCAUGGAGGCCAUGAGGGUGUAUGGGUGUGACAGCCUGGAAGACAUGUUGAGGACGAAGGUGACCAGACCGACGAUGCUGCUGAUGGGAAGCGAGGGGGAAGGGCUCUCCGGGAAGCUCCUGUCCGUGUGCCAAACCCUGCUCACGAUCCCAGCUGGAAGAGACUUGGCACCCGGCAUUGAGUCUCUGAACGUCUCUGUGGCUGCAGGCAUCAUGCUGCACUCUCUGCUCACGAAGUCCAGAUGUUUCUCGCAGAAGGAAAGCAGACCUUAAUGCGCUGGUAAACAAUGUCUGGCUGGAACCGGAAAUUAUGAAGCUGGUGAUUUACUGGUAUCAUUAUCAA
Poeciliopsis prolifica (blackstripe livebearer) is the source of this 1351-nucleotide messenger RNA. It is a transcript of the gene mrm1, whose product is annotated as mitochondrial rRNA methyltransferase 1 homolog (S. cerevisiae). The record is from RefSeq and is a predicted model, not a curated record. The transcript has 2 exons. Bases 211 to 1281 code for a protein of 356 amino acids. Gene Ontology annotation, biological process: rRNA methylation. Gene Ontology annotation, cellular component: mitochondrion. Gene Ontology annotation, molecular function: RNA binding; RNA methyltransferase activity. Lineage: Eukaryota; Metazoa; Chordata; Actinopteri; Cyprinodontiformes; Poeciliidae.